Eutrema salsugineum is the source of this 2069-nucleotide messenger RNA. Its product is annotated as cytochrome P450 710A1. Gene Ontology annotation, biological process: sterol metabolic process. The transcript has a single exon. Gene Ontology annotation, molecular function: heme binding; monooxygenase activity; iron ion binding. Bases 402 to 1913 code for a protein of 503 amino acids. The record is from RefSeq and is a predicted model, not a curated record. NCBI's taxonomy places the organism in Eukaryota, Viridiplantae, Streptophyta, Magnoliopsida, Brassicales, Brassicaceae.
UUAUUUUAUCAAACAGUGAGGCGUUAGAAACAUCUAGAUCACGUUCAAAUCAAAAUCGCAGUCAAUUCAAAAUGUUUCAUCCCCUUGUGACUUCUGAGUCUCUCUAAGAACUUAAAAAACAAAAAACAAAAAAACAGAACAGAGAAGACAUUCUGAAUUCUUCUUGUCCCAAUACUAUUGCAAACAGCUUCAAUCCAAUUUCCCAAAACCUCUUGGAAAAUUCUGCGAACCCACCAAACAAACAAGAACACCAAGAAAGACAAAACACAGGCAAGACAAAUCAAAACCCUUUUUCCCCAAACGAAUCAACCAUUCCCAUAUAUACAUAAACCCAAACACAGAGGCAGAGCAUACCCCAUCAAAGAGAAAGAGCUUGAGGAACAAGUAGAACACAACGAAAGAUGAUUUCCUCUGUUUCCAUAUUUACUUCUCUCGCACCAUACAUGAUACUCUCAGCAUUACUUCUCUUCCUUCUUCUCGAGCAACUCUCUUACCUUGUCAAGAAACGUCACCUCCCUGGCCCUCUCUUUGUCCCUCCGAUCAUCGGAAACGCCGUUGCACUCGUCCGUGACCCAACUUCCUUCUGGUACAAGCAAUCCGCCACAGCUGGAAACUCCGUUGGCCUCUCCGUCAACUACAUCAUCGGAAAAUUCAUCGUCUACAUCAGAGACACAGAGCUUUCCCAUCAAAUCUUCUCCAACGUUCGUCCCGACGCGUUCCAUCUCGUCGGACAUCCUUUCGGCAAGAAGCUCUUCGGUGAUCACAAUCUCAUCUACAUGUUCGGCGACGAUCACAAAUCCGUUCGCCGUCAGAUUGCCCCCAAUUUCACACCCAAAGCACUCUCCACUUACACUUCUCUCCAGCAAUUAGUUAUCCUCCGUCAUCUACGGCGGUGGGAGGAAACUUCCUCCGCCGGAUCUCGUCCCGUGUCACUAAGACACCUCGUCCGUGAGCUCAACCUCGAGACAUCUCAGACGGUUUUCGUCGGACCCUACCUUGACAAAGAAGCAAGAAACAAGUUCCGUACGGAUUACAAUCUCUUCAAUCUCGGAUCUAUGUCGCUCCCGAUCGACCUUCCAGGUUUCGCGUUCGGCGAGGCUCGUCGUGCCGUGACGAGGCUGACGGAGACGCUCGCCGUCUGCGCCGGAAAAUCGAAAUCGAGGAUGGCGGCAGGGGAGGAGCCGACGUGUCUAAUCGAUUUCUGGAUGCAAGCGAUUGUCGCUGAGAUCGAAUCCGGGAAUCCGCCGCCGCCGCACUCCGACGACGACGAGAUCGGCGGUUUCCUUUUCGAUUUUCUGUUCGCCGCGCAGGAUGCGUCCACGUCAUCGCUUCUAUGGGCGGUGGCGAUGCUUGAUUCGGAGCCGGAGGUGUUAAACAGAGUUAGGGAGGAAGUCGGAAGGAUAUGGUCGCCUGAGUCCGACGAGUUGAUCACCGUCGAUCAGCUCGCGGAGAUGGAGUACACGCGCUCCGUGGCGCUUGAGGUCGUGAGAUUCCGGCCGCCGGCGACGAUGGUGCCACACGUCGCUGCUACAGAUUUCCAUCUAUCGAAAUCAUAUACGAUCCCGAAAGGUACAAUUGUGUUUCCCUCGGUUUUUGACUCCUCGUUCCAAGGGUUUACUAAACCGGACCGGUUUGAUCCGGAUCGGUUUAGCGAGACCAGGAAAGAGGAUCAGGUGUUCAAGCGCAACUUCUUGGCUUUUGGGUGGGGUCCGCACCAGUGCGUGGGCCAGCGUUACGCGAUGAACCACCUCGUGCUCUUCAUCGCCAUGUUUUCUACCCUGUUGGAUUUCAAGAGGUUUCGAUCGGACGGCUGUGAUGAGAUCGUUUACUGCCCCACGAUAUCUCCUAAGGACGGGUGCACGGUUUUCUUAUCUAGGCGCGUCGCAGCGUAUCCUGCACUUUCCUUGAAAUGAUUGGGAUUUUUUUUUCAAAAAAUUUAUGAGUUAAUUUGCUAGAAAAUCCUAAUACUACUGUUCAAAAUUGACAAAAUAGGAAAAAUAGUGAAUUGGUGUGACAUUGGUCCUACACUGUCGAGAGUGUUAUUACCCCUUACCCCUUUCUUCUUUUGU